Hemicordylus capensis (graceful crag lizard) is the source of this 3472-nucleotide messenger RNA. RefSeq names its product GC-rich promoter binding protein 1 like 1 (gene GPBP1L1). Bases 1302 to 2711 code for a protein of 469 amino acids. Gene Ontology annotation, biological process: DNA-templated transcription; positive regulation of DNA-templated transcription. Gene Ontology annotation, molecular function: RNA binding; DNA binding. The record is from RefSeq and is a predicted model, not a curated record. Gene Ontology annotation, cellular component: nucleus. NCBI's taxonomy places the organism in Eukaryota, Metazoa, Chordata, Lepidosauria, Squamata, Cordylidae. The transcript is spliced from 14 exons.
UUAGCUGGUGGAAGCUGAGUGGGGAAGCACUCUCAGUAUUACAGAAGUAAUAGCUGCAGGCUGCUUCGCUUGCCGUCUCUGAAAACACUAACAGGAGAACCUACACAGACGCGCACGGCGGAAAUAGUAGGCUCCUUGCACAAGCGUCCUGAACGCCUUUAGGAGGAGGCAGCGCGCUUGAGAAUAUCCCGACUUAGUCUGUGUGGAUGAGAACUCAAGAAAAGCAAGCAGCCGGAAGAGAGUGCGCGUGCGCUCCACCUUGGCACGGGCUGGGCCAGGAUUGUUGCAUCUGGACAAAAAGUAGGCUUGAUGUGAGAAUCACACCUUAUCUGGAUGCAGGAAAGAGUGAAGUUGCAUGUUAAUACGUGGACACAGUGUUAAAACAGUGUUUUGGAAUUGCACCAUUUUUUGAUGGAAGAAGAGAACUGUCACCCAUAUGUGAACUCUUUGUUAUAAUACAACCAUUUCCCCCCCUGUAAAGUACCAAUUCAAAUAGAAUAGUUUAGUGGGAGAUUGCUUUCCAGUCUGGCCUUUUACUUUUUCCUUUGUUUAACUGAAUGCAUACAUGGGAACAAUAGAAAGACAGAAAUUAUUGUGACUCUUGAAUAUUCAUUAAGUUGCUUUUAGUUUCUUAGCAAGGAAGCUUAAGUUACAUGAUGUGAAAGGCCCUUCAAGACACUAUUUAGAACGUUUACACAGUCUUUUAGCAACUAUAAACGUGAUGAAGAUGAGUCUUGCUUUUUAGGAUUUCUAGAAGCAAAAGUUCAACACACAGUCCCAGGAUUUGGAAGACACUUCAGUAUUCUGUCACCUUCCUCUUUCCACUUCCUUGGUUUCAAACUAUCUUGCUGCAGAAGAUGAACAGAGUGCAUUUGUGGAGUUCACCAUUAAUCAUGGUGGUGUUCUGAAUGUUGUGCAGAUCUGAUAACUACUUCUGUAAUGUAAUAGCUGAGUUGCAUAGCACUGUGACAGCAGGAAUAAGUUUAAUGAGGUGAACGUGGUUGUGGCUUUCCAAAAAUGCACACUCCCUUGUAGAUAUUUUUUCUCAUAUGAGUGUAAAGAGAAAUUAAGAUGAGCAGCUAAAAGGGUGAGGGGUGCAGUCAGCACGAAGUGCGACUUCUCGUGCUUCCUUUGGGAAUCACCAUUGCCACAAAGCUGGCAUAGGUGCACCCUGCAGAAGGAAGGAGCCUGGAGAUCCAAGAGAAGCACUGGAAGUGACAGUGGUGGACUGCAGAGGCCAAACUGGGUCCAGGCCAUGAGGUUUGAUGCCUCGCUUUAUUGAAGAGAGACACUGGACCUAAAUGGCGCAGCAUGACUUUGUUCCUGCCUGGCUUAACUUCUCUACGCCACAGUCUGCCAAGGCCCCUGGAGCUACUUUUGAGAAGCACGGAGAGCAUCUUCCUCGGGGAGAAGGCCGCUUCGGAGUAAGCCGGAGACGUCAUAAUUCUUCAGAUGGCUUUUUUAAUAAUGGCCCCCUCAGAACUGCAGGAGACUGCUGGCAUCAGCCUUCCCUGCACCGCCAUGAUUCUGUGGAUUCUGGUGUUUCUAAAGGAGCUCAUAUUGGGCUAGCUGGUAAUCAGCCAGGCUGGCAUGGUCCUUCACGGGGCCACGAUGUCAUGAAUCAGAGAGCUGGAGGAGGAACUGGAUCUCAUCGCCACUGGAAUGGCAACUUCCACUCCCGAAAGGGUUCAGCUUUUCAGGAAAAGCCACCUGCUGAGGCCAGGGAGGAGAAGGAAGAGAAGGAGAAACUGCAGUUUGAAGAAGAUGACUUUCCAUCACUGAAUCCAGAAGCUGGAAAGCAGAACAACCAGAGUAAGCCAGUUGGGACUCCUUCUGGUGUUUGGGAAAAUCCUCCGAGUGCCAAGCAACCUACCAAGAUGCUGGUCAUCAAAAAGGUUUCAAAAGAGGAUCCUGCUGCCGCCUUCUCAGCCGCAUUUACAUCACCAGGGCCUCAGCUUUCAAAUGGCAACAAAGCAACCACCAUUGUCCCAAGUGUCUACAAAAACCUAGUUCCUAAACCUGCAGCACCCCCUUCCAAGCCAAGCCAGUGGAAAGCGAACAGAAGUGAACAUAAACCAGGCUCACUCUCCUCCAGUCGUGAUUCUGCCUUUACUAGUCCUGUGUCUAUAACCAAACCAGCUGCAUUGGCCGGUGGCUCAGUUCUUGCCUCUUCCAAAGAGAGUCCCUCCAGCACCACCCCUCCCAUUGAAAUAAGCUCCUCUCGCUUGACAAAGCUGGUGCGCCGCACAGAUAAGAAGAGUGAGUUCUUGAAGGCCCUAAAGGAUGAUAGGAAUGGGGAGAUGCCAGAGCGCCAUGAGAACAACAAACUGGAGGAUAUGGAGGGCAGCAGCACACCAGAACCAAAGGAAAACUGGGAAGAAAAUUGCCAUCAGAAUGGUCUUUCUCUCCCUUUGGAAGAAGGGGAGAACCUUUCUCACUCAUUAGAAGCAGAACACAGAUUAUUGAAAGCAAUGGGAUGGCAGGAAUACCCUGAAAAUGAUGAGAAUUGCCUUCCCCUCACAGAGGAUGAGCUUAAAGAGUUCCAAAUAAAGUCAGAGCAGCUAAAAAGAAAUGGCUUUGGGAAGAAUGGAUUUCUUCAAGGCCGUGGCAACAGUCAACUGUUCUCCCACUGGAGACGCACUUUUAAGACAGAAUUUGAGGAGUCAGAUACAGAAACCAGUAGCAGUGAAACUUCAGACGAUGAUGCCUGAAAAUGGGCACAACAAAUAACACAGUACAAAAUCAACCCAGCAAACUCUGUUUGUAGUUCAGCACAUAAAUGUUUGGGGUUCAAAUGAAGCAGAGUUUAUUCUGUCCCAAGUCUGUUCAGUUUCUUUUUAUUGUUGGAAACUUCAUGUACAAGGGAAAGAAUUAUAUCCCAAAGAAGAAAGCUAUUAGCUUAUUACUUUUUGGUUUGCCCUUCUGUGCUUCAUAGAGAACAGUCCAUGCAGAUGGGUGACUCAAGGCCUUCUGGAGCAAGGCAUAGGUUCAGUCUCGUCAGCAGAAGGAUGAAAGGACUGAAUUGGGCAGCCACAAGCUUCUCAUACUGCCGUCCACAUAGCAAAAUGCUGUGCGGCAAUAAUGUGCUAAAACAAUCAUUGUCAAUGACAAAAUGGCUAUGGAAGUUCUAAUUGUGUUAAAUUAAUGCUAAUAACAUGGAACUUUUUUAUUUUAUAUUUUGGCGGCUCGGGGAGCUUCAUCACUUAACCAGGCGUGUUUUGGUUUUUUCUUUUUUGGGUACAGCUGUAAAAUAUUUGGAUAUAGGAAUUGUUUGUGUUCUUCUUGCAACCUUGAUAUUCAGGGUGGAUUGUAAAAUAUAAAUUUUUGUGGGAUUUCAAAGAUUAAGAUUAUUUUGAUAACAUUAUUUACAGAUUUAAAAAAGUGACUAUCACAUUGAGUCUGUAUGAGGGGGAAAAACUACUGCAUCAAAAGAUAACUAACUUGGAAUAAAUAUUUUGCAUCAGUUUGCCAA